Messenger RNA from Homarus americanus (American lobster), 614 nucleotides. RefSeq lists its product as uncharacterized. NCBI's taxonomy places the organism in Eukaryota, Metazoa, Arthropoda, Malacostraca, Decapoda, Nephropidae. The transcript is spliced from 4 exons. The record is from RefSeq and is a predicted model, not a curated record. The coding region runs from base 1 to 582 and encodes 193 amino acids.
AUGACUCAUUGGUAUUUCUGGGUUAACCCCACCCCCACGAAUUUUGCGUGCAUCUCAUCAACAAUUACUAGACUUGAAGAAAGGGGACUACUGCUGUCCUUGGCAAUUUCGUUGGUUAAUGGUGUUCUUGAUGAACUGAAAAGUUUGCAGUCUGAUGCUUACUAUGGUAAACUGAGUAACGUGUUGUACAAAAACAAGGGAUUUGAAAAGCUGAAAAAAGUCAGUCAGAUAAUGUCUGGUGAUGCUAUUAUUGACGAGACGCUAAGAGACGUUCAAGCGGAUGUGAAAAAGCGACUUGUUUAUCUUAGGUCACGAUACCCGUCCAUCAUCGCCCUGUCGUCCGAGUUUGUGUCGUUGGUUGAACAGGAGAUUCCCGAAGGCUGUCAAUCUCUCUCCGAUUCUCUUGCUAAAAGAGAGAAAGUCGCGGCUUAUUGUAUCGAGAACUUUGCCAAGGCAAUCGUGAGGAUUGAAUCAACUACCAUGGUCAUCAUGAGUGUUUUCUCAACAACAAAUAUAACCUGCCAGAGACCCCAGGCUGAUAUAACCUGCCAAGGACUACCCCAGGCUGAUAUAACCUGCUAGACACUACCCCAGGCUUAUAUAACCUGCCAGAG